This is a messenger RNA of Heterotrigona itama, 1517 nucleotides long. The record is from the annotation of a GenBank genome assembly. NCBI's taxonomy places the organism in Eukaryota, Metazoa, Arthropoda, Insecta, Hymenoptera, Apidae.
AACCAAAAUAUGUUUUCAGCUUAUGACAUUCAGUUUUACUAUUUCAUUCUGCCAAUUCGAUUAAAAAAACUCGAGGGGAAAAGAAAUUCGAAAUGGGAAGAGAUAGAAGAGAAAAAGAACUGCAAGAUUUUGAAACGAUUUGUGUGAAACAAAGAUUGGAGUAAAAAUCGGUGUUCGGGAACAGAACGAUAGAGAGAUAUGGAUGAUCCCACGAUUUUGUCAAACACGACUGUCAUGGAAGCAUGGUCGACUACUAGACAACCUAUUACCGAGAAUGAUAUAACUUCGAAUAGUUUUGUACAAUUAACCUUUUACAUAUUUUAUGCAAAUAUUUUUGCGUUGGGUGUGUUUGGUAACAUGUUAGUAUGUUUCGUCGUGGCACGAAAUCGGCAAAUGCAGACAGUUACGAAUCUGUUUAUUACAAAUCUGGCAUUAAGCGACGUGUUACUUUGUGUUUUGGCGGUUCCAUUUACUCCUUUAUAUACGUUUCUCGGAGGAUGGAUAUUCGGAAGGAUCCUUUGCCACUUGGUGCCGUAUGCACAAGGUGUCAGCAUAUAUAUCAGCACGUUGACUUUGACGAGCAUUGCCAUCGAUAGAUUUAUGGUAAUCAUAUACCCGUUUCAUCCUCGUAUGAAGAUCAAAGUUUGUUUAGCCGUAAUCAUUAGUAUUUGGAUAAUCGCAUUGCUAGUAACCUUACCAUACGGGCUUUAUAUGUACCUCGAGGAGCCACAUAUUUAUUGCGAGGAACAUUGGCCGGAUGAACGAUUUCGCAAAAUCUUUAGUUCUAUUACUUCGAUACUACAAUUUGUCUUACCCUUUUUCGUCAUCGCUUUUUGUUAUACUUGCAUCUCAAUCAAGUUGAACAAUCAAGCUAGAAUGAAACCUGGCAUCAAAACUAAUGAAAGGGAAGAGGUUGACAGAGAGAGGAAAAAACGAACGAAUCGGAUGUUGAUUGCCAUGGUCACUGUAUUCGGCGUAUCUUGGCUACCGCUCAAUAUCAUUAACGUUAUUGACGAUUUUUCUUCGCAAGCCAAUGAUUGGACCUAUUACAGACUCUGCUUUUUCAUGACACAUUGUCUUGCUAUGAGUAGCACCUGCUACAAUCCUUUCCUUUACGCUUGGCUCAACGAUAACUUUCGCAAAGAAUUUAAGCAAGUACUCCCAUGUUUUUCGAAAACGAUCAACAAUUGCACUACAAAAACUAGCGGAGGAUUUCGAAAUAAUAAAGAAUGUAAUGGAAAUAAUACCCUUCAGGAAUUAUUAUUACAAAAUGAAACGCAAAUAAGGACAUCAAAUCCUGAAGGUUACGAACUAAUCGUCCUUAAAGCAGCCAUCAACAAUAUGUCAAAAGACUUCGAAGAAACGGAAGAUUUCUAAUUCGAUCAAGUUCAAGUGCAAAUCGAUGAUUGGCCGCCAAAAUCCAUGCUCAACUUAAAUAAAGUUUAAAUACAUAGAAAUUAAAUCGUGGACAAUCGGCUAAUAAUGUAUAGAUAUCAAGAGUACAUCGUCAAAAUGAG